Miniopterus natalensis is the source of this 4595-nucleotide messenger RNA. The record is from RefSeq and is a predicted model, not a curated record. NCBI's taxonomy places the organism in Eukaryota, Metazoa, Chordata, Mammalia, Chiroptera, Miniopteridae.
UGGCCUGCGGGACUCCCCCUGGGCCUCGAUGGAGCUCCUCUGGCCGCCCUCGAAGCCCUUGCUGCUGCUGCUGCUGCUGCUGCCGGCGGUGCCUGCAGCUGGCGGCUCCUGGCAGUGCCCGCGCAUCCCCUACAAUGCCUCCCGCGACUUUGACGUGGAGUACACGGUGCCCAGCUUCUCGGGCGGCGGGCCGGUGCAAGCCCUGGCCACCUACGACGGCGGCGAGGAUGGGAGCGCCGUGUUCGUGGCCACGCGCAAUCGCCUGCAUAUGCUUGGGCCGGACCUGCAGCUCCUGGAGAGCCUGGUCACGGGCCCCGCCGGGGACCCUGGCUGCCAGACGUGUGCGGCCUGCGGCCCAGGCCCCCACGGCCCGCCGGGGGACACAGAUGCCAAGGUGCUGGUGCUGGACGAGGCGCUGCCGGCGCUGAUCAGCUGCGGCUCGAGCCUGCAUGGCCGCUGCUUCCUGCUCGAGCUGGAGCCCGGCGGGGCCGCCCCGCACCUGGCCCCGCCAGCCUGCCUCUUCUCCUCCCACCGCAACCGGCCCGCAGACUGCCCCGACUGUGUGGCCAGCCCUCUGGGCACCGUGGUGACCGUGGUGGAGCAGGGCCACGCCUCUUACCUCUAUGUGGCGUCUUCCCUGGACGCAGAGGUGGCUGCGAGCUUCAGCCCGCGCUCGGUGUCCAUCCGGCGCCUCCGGGCCGACGCCUCGGGAUUCGCCCCAGACUUCGAGGCACUGUCGGUGCUGCCCGCGCACCUUGCCUCCUACCGCAUCGAGUACGUGUACAGCUUCCACGUGGGCGCCUUCGUCUAUUUCCUGACCGUGCAGCCGGCCAGUGUGGCCGCGGCUCCGGGAGCCUUACACACGCGCCUGGCCCGGCUCAGCGCCCUGGAGACCGACCUGGGCAACUACCGCGAGCUGGUCCUCGACUGCCACUUCGAGCCCAAACGCCGGCGGCGCGCGGCUUCUGAGGGCGGGCAGCCCUACCCGGUGCUCCGGGCAGCCCACGCCGCUCCCGUGGGCCGCCGGCUGGCCGCUGAGCUGAGCGUCGCCGAGGGCCAGGAGGUGCUCUUCGGGGUCUUCUCGGCCGGCGGAGGCAGCAGGGCCGGCGCGGGUCCCAGCUCGGUGGUCUGCGCCUUCCCCCUCGACCUGGUGGACAAGCUCAUCGAGCAGGGUGUGGAGCGCUGCUGCCACCCGCCCGUCCACCCAGGCGUCCGGCGAGGCCUCGACUUCUUCCAGUCGCCCACGUUGUGCCCCAACCCGCCUGACAUGGUGGCCUCCAGCCCCAACAUCAGCUGCUACCACUUCCCUCUGCUGGUCAGCAGCAGCAUCUCACGUGUAGACCUGUUCAACGGGCUGUUAGGACCGGUGCAGGUCACUGCGCUGUAUGUGACGUGCCUCGACAAUGUCACAGUGGCCCACAUGGGCACAAUUGAUGGGCGCAUCCUGCAGGUGGAGCUGGCCAGGUCUCUCAGCUACUUGCUGUAUGUCUCCAACUUCUCACUGAGCAGCAAUGAGCAACCCGUGCAACGGGAUGUCAGUCGCCUUGGGGACCACCUAUUCUUUGCCUCUGGGGACCAGGUCUUCCAGGUACCCAUCCGGGGCCCUGGCUGCCGCCACUUCCUCACCUGUGGGCGUUGCCUGCGGGCACAGCGUUUCAUGGGCUGUGGCUGGUGUGGGAGCAUGUGUGGCCGGCAGAAGGAGUGUCCUGGCUCCUGGCAACAGGACCAUUGCCCACCUGAGCUGACUGAGUUCUAUCCUCACAGUGGACCCCUAAGGGGCAGCACGAGGCUGACCCUAUGUGGCUCCAACUUCUACCUGCGCCCUGACGGUCUGGUGCCUAAGGGCACCCAUCAGGUCACCGUGGGCAAGAGUCCCUGCCGACUGCUGCCCAAGGACAGCUCAAACCUCAGCCCACUGUCCUGGAAGGGCUUUGUAGAGGAGCUUGAGUGUGAGCUGGAGCCCUUGGGUGCACAGGCAGCUGGGCUGGCCAACAUUAGCCUCACCGUGACCAACAUGCCACCGGGCAAGCACUUCCGGAUAAACGGCACCUCCGAGCUGCAUGGCUUCUCUUUCAUGGAGCCAGUGCUGAAAGAAGUACAACCCCUCUUUGGCCCACGGGCAGGGGGCACCCGCCUCACCCUCAAAGGCCAGGGUCUGUCCAUAGGCACCAGUCGGGCUGUUCUGGUCAAUGGGACCGAGUGCCUGCUGGAACAGGUCAGUGAGGGGCAGCUGUUAUGUACCACGCCGCCCGGUGCUGCUUCGGCCAGCGUUCCCAUUCACCUGCAGGUGGGGGGCGCCAAGGUGUCUGGCUCCUGGACCUUCGACUACCGGGAAGACCCCAUCAUGCUGGGCAUCAGCCCCAGCUGUGGCUACACCGGCUCCCACGUCACCAUCCAUGGCCAGCAUCUGACUUCAGUGUGGCACCUAGUGCUGUCAUUCCAUGAUGAGCUUAUGACAGUGGAAAACAGGUGUGAGGGGCAGCUCCCGGAGAAGCAUCGGUGCCGCCUGCCCGAAUACGUGGUCCGAGGCCCCCAGGGGUGGGUGACAGGGAACCUGAGUGUCCAGGGGGAUGGAGCUGCUGGCUUCACACUGCCUGGCUUUCGCUUCCUGCCCCCACCCCAUCUACCCAGCACUGACCUGGCCCCACUGAAGCCCGAGGAACAUGCCAUUAAGUUUGAGUACAUUGGGCUAGGAGCUGUGGCUGACUGUGUGGAUGUGAACGUGACCGUGGGUGGCAAAAGCUGCCAGCAUGAACUCCGGGGGGAUGUGAUCAUUUGUCCCCUGCCCCCCUCCCUGCAACUGGGCAAGGACGGUGCCCCACUGCAGGUCUGCGUGGAUGGUGAAUGUCACAUCCUGGGCAGAGUGAUGCGACCAGGCUCAGAGGGUGUCUCACAGAGGACUCUCCUUGGUGUCCUGCUGGCCCUGGUGCUGCUUGUGACUAUAUUGGCCGUUGCGCUGGUCUUCAACUACCGGUGGAAGAAGCAGCAAGCCUUUUUUCCGUACCUGGAUGACCCAGCGUCUUUGGACCAAACCACCAGGGCCAUGCCUCUGCCUCUGCUCCAGUUGCACUCUGACUCCAAAAAUGGCCUUGCAGCUCCUGCCAUGGAUGGUCUGGACUCCACCACUCAGGUCCACAGAGUGUCCUGCUCAGACAGCGGGGAUGGGUCCUGUGUUCCACUGCUUCGGACAAAGUCCAUCCAGCUUGGGGAUCUGGACCCUGUGCUCCUGGCCGAGGUCAAGGAUGUGCUGAUUCCCCAUGAGCGGGUGGUCACCCACAGUGACCGAGUCAUUGGCAAAGGCCACUUUGGGGUUGUCUACCAUGGAGAAUACACAGACGAGGCCCAGAAUCGAACCCACUGUGCCAUCAAGUCAUUGAAUCGCAUCACGGAGGUGCAGGAGGUGGAGGCCUUCCUGCGUGAGGGGCUGCUCAUGCGUGGCCUGCACCACCCCAACGUGCUGGCCCUCAUCGGAAUCAUGCUGCCACCCGAGGGGCUGCCCCGUGUGCUGCUGCCCUACAUGCGCCACGGAGACCUGCUCCGGUUCAUCCGCUCACCCCAGCGAAGCCCCACGGUGAAGGACCUCGUCAGCUUCGGCCUGCAGGUAGCCCGCGGCAUGGAGUACUUGGCAGAGCAGAAGUUUGUGCACAGGGACCUGGCUGCUCGGAACUGCAUGCUGGAUGAGUCAUUUACGGUCAAGGUGGCUGACUUCGGCCUGGCCCGAGGCGUCCUGGACAAGGAAUACUACAGCGUUCAGCAGCACCGCCAUGCUCGCCUGCCUGUCAAGUGGAUGGCGCUGGAGAGCCUACAGACCUACAGGUUCACCAGCAAGUCUGAUGUGUGGUCAUUUGGUGUGCUGCUAUGGGAGCUGCUGACACGGGGCGCCCCACCGUACCCCCACAUCGACCCUUUUGACCUCAUUCACUUCCUGGGCCAGGGUCGUCGCUUGCCCCAGCCUGAAUAUUGCCCCGAUUCUCUGUAUGCAGUGAUGCAGCGCUGCUGGGAUGCGGACCCCACAACGCGACCCACCUUCGGAAUGCUGGCAGGGGAAGUGGAGCGAGUGGCAGCAGCUCUUCAUGGGGACCACUACGUGCAGCUGUCUGUGGCCUACGUGAACCUGGGCCUUGCUGCCUCCAGUGAGGCAAACAUGCGCCCAGAACUGUCAUUGUCCCCACAUGUGCACAGGAGCACCAGCCGGCCUCGGCCCCUCUCAGAGCCACCAAGGCCCACGUGACCUCAGCCCUAGGCAGGCCCUGAGGGGCUGGAGCUGCAUAACCCCUCCAGGGAGUUAACCUCAGGCUGCCUCUGGCCUGUGCCGAGCCAAGGGGUGACCCAAGUUGCCUCUGCCCUGUCCCUGACCCUUAACCUUCAGGCUAUAGGAGGGGAACAAGGCACACUGGCCAGCUCACGCCACAGAGGGAGCCAGUGAGGGUGAGCCUUGCUGCAGUGAGUGCUUAUGGGGCUCCUGCUGUGUGCCUGGCCUGCUGGGCGCAGGGGACUCAACCAUGACCAGACACUGGCCCAUGAACUGAUAAAUGAACAAAUGACUAUUUAAGCACAUAAAAGGAAAAGACAGGUGGCCCUGGCCACUGUGGCUC